AGAGCGAGGGCAGGUCCCGCGCAGGCGAGGGGCGAGCGCCCGCCCGGCUCUGCAGCCCCCGGGUCGCGGCCUGGCACAGAAGUCUUUGCGGUUGUUCUUACACAGAGGUACUCGCUUGAGGGGUGAAUUCUUGAUUCUUCAUGCAGUUAUGGAUUUGGAUAAACCAUCUGUUUGGGGCUCAUUAAAACAGCGGACCAGGCCAUUGCUAAUGAACUUGAGCAAGAAGAAGAUGAAGAAGAACACAAACAAACUCUUAGACCUGCGGGCCAGGCAUCACCUGGACCGGCGGCUCAGCCUGUCUGUACCUGACCUUCUGGAGGCUGAAGCCUUGGUUCCUGAAGGCCACCCUUACACGGGACCCCAGUCCUCCUACACCUCAGUGCCCAACAGCCUGUCCACAGCAGGGAUCGUGCCCAAGAGUAGCAGCAGCUCCUUGAAACAGUCUGAAGAAGAACUGGAUUGGAGCCAGGAGGAAACAAGCCAGCUGCAUGCAGUGGAUACGGACUCAGAGGAGAUCUACACCUCUCUCACGGAGGAGACCUGGACCUCCAGCCAGGGCCUCUCGGAUCCCCAGAGAGCUCCUCUGGGAGUGGAUGUGCCUGAAGAGCCAGAGAAACUGCCGGGCAACGGUGACUUGAACGCUUCCAUGACAUCUCAACAUUUUGAAGAACAAUCUGCUCCUGGGGAAGCCGGUGAUGGCCUGAGCCACCUCCCCAGCCCUUUCGCGUACCUUCUCACCAUCCACCUGAAGGAAGGCCGCAACCUGGUGGUCCGGGAUCGCUGCGGCACGAGCGAUCCCUAUGUGAAAUUCAAGCUGAAUGGGAAGACACUGUACAAAAGUAAAGUCAUAUAUAAGAACUUAAACCCCGUUUGGGAUGAGAUAGUAGUGUUGCCAAUACAAAGCCUUGAUCAGAAGCUGCGUGUGAAGGUGUACGAUCGAGAUUUGACCACGUCUGACUUCAUGGGGUCUGCAUUUAUUGUUCUCAGUGACCUUGAGCUGAACAGAACAACUGAACGUAUUUUAAAAUUGGAAGAUCCAAACAGUUUGGAAGAUGACAUGGGAGUGAUAGUGUUAAAUUUGAACCUAGUAGUAAAACUAGGUGAUUUCAAGCGACAUCGUUGGUCAAAUCGGAAGCGCUUAAGUGCUAGCAAGUCCUCUUUGAUACGCAACCUACGGCUCUCAGAGUCCUUGAAAAAGAACCAGCUCUGGAAUGGGAUUGUAAGCAUAACUUUACUGGAAGGGAAAAAUGUCUCAGGAGGAAACAUGACUGAGAUGUUUGUUCAGUUAAAACUGGGAGAUCAAAGGUACAAAAGUAAGACACUGUGUAAGAGUGCAAAUCCGCAGUGGCAGGAACAGUUUGACUUUCACUACUUCUCUGACAGGAUGGGCAUUUUGGACAUUGAAGUAUGGGGAAAGGAUGGCAAAAAACACGAGGAGCGUCUGGGCACGUGUAAAGUAGACAUUGCUGCACUCCCGUUGAAGCAAGCCAACUGCCUGGAGCUACCUCUGGAGAGCUGCCUGGGGACUCUCGUAGUGUUAAUCACGCUGACGCCCUGUGUGGGAGUCUCUAUCUCUGAUCUGUGCGUCUGCCCCUUAGAGGACCCAAGUGAAAGAAAGCAGAUCUGCCAGAGAUACUGCCUACAGAACUCCUUGACAGAUAUGAAGGAUGUUGGCAUUUUACAAGUCAAGGUUCUAAAGGCGGUAGAUCUCUUAGCAGCAGAUUUCUCAGGGAAGAGUGAUCCUUUCUGUUUGUUGGAGUUAGGCAAUGACCGGCUGCAGACACAUACCAUUUACAAAAACCUCAACCCUGAGUGGAACAAAGUUUUUACAUUUCCCAUUAAAGAUAUCCAUGACGUUUUGGAGGUGACAGUCUUCGAUGAAGAUGGAGAUAAACCCCCCGAUUUUCUCGGAAAAGUUGCCAUUCCCUUGCUGUCUAUUAGAGAUGGAGAGCCAAAUUGUUAUGUGUUGAAGAACAAAGAUUUAGAACAAGCCUUUAAGGGAGUUAUUUACUUAGAAAUGGAUCUCAUAUAUAAUCCGGUCAAGGCCAGUAUUAGGACCUUUGCUCCCAGAGAAAAGCGCUUUAUUGAAGAUAACCGCAAGCUGUCCAAAAAGGUAGGUUCAUACACUGUGGAUGACACAAAGCAGUUAAAUAUANNNAUAUGGAAUACUCUUCAGUUCCUUAAAAGCUGCUUCCAGUGGGAGUCCACCCUAAGAAGUUCAGUAUCAUUUGUGGCAUUUUUGAUCACUGUGUGGAAUUUCGAGCUCUAUAUGAUCCCCCUGGCAUUGCUGCUGCUAUUUUUCUACAAUUUCAUCAGGCCCUUGAAGGGAAAGGUCAGCAACAUCCAGGAUAGCCAGGAGAGCACAGACCUCGAGGAAGAGGAAGACGAGGAUGACAAGGAAUCUGAGAAAAAGGGGCUAAUUGAGAGAUUCUACAUGGUACAGGAUAUUGUGUCAACUGUUCAAAACAUCUUGGAGGAAAUAGCCUCUUUUGGGGAAAGAAUUAAAAACACCUUUAACUGGACAGUUCCCUUCCUUUCUUUGCUGGCCUGUCUCAUUCUGGCAGUGGCUACCAUCAUUCUGUACUUGAUUCCACUGCGGUACAUCAUUUUACUCUGGGGCAUCAAUAAAUUUACUAAGAAGCUCCGAAAUCCCUAUUCCAUCGACAAUAAUGAGCUACUAGACUUUCUCUCCAGGGUACCGUCAGAUGUUCAAAAGGUGCAGUACUCAGAACUGAAACUGUGCAGCAGCCACAGCCCCCUGCGGAAGAAGCGCACGACGCUAGGGCCACACUGACUUCCAACCCGGCACUCUGUGUCGUGCGGUUGAUCAGACCAAUGUCAUAGCGGCUUCAGUGGUACCCAGGGCGUUCUCUUCUUCUGAUGCAAACACACGAGCACCUGCUCAUGCAGCCCUACACAGGAUUCUAGUUGCGUUAGAGUCUCAGCCCAGCCGACAGAUCCAACCCCUAGACUGUGGAAGACUCAAAUCCAACCACAAAUAGGAAAUGAAGCAAGGCUUCCAUGGGAAGUGGCUGAAUGUCCUCCAAGAGAUCCACCAGGAGACCACGUGGACUCAAGAGUGACUCCGAACUUGUUUUCACACCUCCUACAGAUUCUAAUGAAGAGGCAGUCACUUCCAUUCUCCACCCACACUCUCUUCUCAGAUUUUUGCUCCAGUAAGCUUCUUCAGAGUAAACAGCUCUUUGGUGACUCUGGUCUGUCUGGAUAAUAUAUAUUAUAGCAAGUCUUUAAUGGUUGCCAGAAUCAACCCAGAUCUUUAGAAGGCCUUCAACUGCUAUCACAAAAGAUAUGCAUGCGAAUUUUGCGUGAUGUUCUGGUGCUGGCUGAGGCGCCACCACAGCCCAUUGCUGGCAAUGGGUGUCCCAAGACCCUCUUGGAAAGAGUGAGGGCUCACGAAAGUUUUCAGUUGCUUUAAAAUACUUUUUCUUUUGGCCUACUCUGUUUAUUUCCAAAACAAAACCUCAGUAUAUGGCUUCAGAAAGCUGGUUGGGAAGAAUGAAUGCCUUCGAGUAGUUAAAAGUAUAUUAAGCUAGAAACUAAUACAUGGGCUACUUGCCUAAGUAUCAUAAUCAUUUCAUUUGUCUAAAUGUUUUGAGCUGAAAGUUAAAGCACUCUGGCCAUCUAACUUUAUAUUUUAUUUAUCUUCAGGUCAAGAAUUAGCUAUAUCCUGUAGAAAACUGUUUUAGGACCAAAUUCUUAAAGACCAGACACCUGUACACCCUAUAAUUCUGCAGUACUCUUCCAUCAAGUAAAAAGUUUGAUUUAUACCUAUAUAAAAUUUAUGAUAAUAUCUUUCUUUUAAAAUAAUAUUUAAGUUUUACAGGCUAUAUUUUAUUAACACAUACUUUGUAUGUGCAGUUUUAUAUAUGUAUAUGUAUUGUAAAGAAAAGUUAACGGAAAAACCUAAUUUAAUAGUUUACUAUUUUUUUUUGUCUCUGGGUUGUAAUUUCAUUAUCGUCAAACAAAAUGUUUAUGAAAAAUGCCAAAGAUUCUAAACCUUAUCAUCUUGUGUCUGUUUUUCUUUGUGUUGUAUCUUCUUGGGUUUCUUUCUGGCUUAGCCAGAUUUCUGCAUGAUUUGAUUUACUUCAGGUUAAUGAAGCUGGCUGGAAAGGAGCUUUGCAGAAACGAUAAAAGCUCCAGUAAAUCUCAUCGCUGUACACACAAUAGAUGCCCAAGAACCCCUUUUGUUAUACCAGUUACUCAAUCUUCUGUGUAAACAAUACCUCAUUGUCGUGCUACCAACUAUCAUCCUGUUUAUCAUAGUCUGUCAUUUUGUAACGACCUAAAGCAGACAUUUUUAAGCAGACAUGUGAGAGAUCUGAUCUGUCAUUUGAAUGAAAACUUCAGGAGCCAAAUAACCCCUUAUUUACUUAAAAGUGGAACUGAUACUUUAUUGUUUCUUCUUUGCUGUAGAAUUGUAAGAUGAAAUUUUCCCUACGGAAGGCAUCAUUAGAUUUCUUUCUUCUGUAGUCCAACUGGAAUUCAUAGCAUGGUGUCUAGGGUGCAAACACCAGCUGGGUGCAAGGGCAAGGCCGGAUCAGCCUCUAAUAGGCUGUAUGUGGAAGACAGU
Messenger RNA from Octodon degus (degu), 4591 nucleotides. RefSeq names its product multiple C2 and transmembrane domain containing 2 (gene Mctp2). Gene Ontology annotation, cellular component: synaptic vesicle membrane. Gene Ontology annotation, biological process: regulation of neurotransmitter secretion. The coding region runs from base 149 to 2794 and encodes 881 amino acids. The record is from RefSeq and is a predicted model, not a curated record. Lineage: Eukaryota; Metazoa; Chordata; Mammalia; Rodentia; Octodontidae. Gene Ontology annotation, molecular function: calcium ion binding. The transcript is spliced from 24 exons.